GUUGUGACGUCGGUCCUCUCCUGAAACGCAUCAUUUGGCAACCCAUCACAGUUCCUCUCCGGCGAAGCUAAGCUACAACCCCACUGCGUUUCCCAUCACUGCUGGAUAGAGCACCUCGGGAUCGCCUCGCAAAAAGACUGCGCGGGGGAAUAUAUCAAACAUCUCAGGGGUGUAACAGAGGAAGGUGCACUCAGGAUGGUCACCAUUCCAGAGUACUACGAGGGGAAAAAUGUUCUCAUCACAGGGGCCACGGGCUUUAUGGGGAAAGUCCUUCUGGAGAAGCUGCUACGCUCUUGUCCCGGUGUCAAAGCUGCGUAUGUGCUUGUCCGGCCCAAAGCGGGACAGGCUCCUGAAGCCCGGAUUGCUGACAUGAUCAACUGCAAGCUUUUCGACCGACUGCGAGUGGAUCAGCCCGAUUUCGCAGAGAAGAUCGUGGCUGUGAACAGCGACCUGACGCAGCCAGACCUGGACCUGAGCACAGAAGACCAGGAGACUCUCACGGGCUGCAUUAACGUAGUGUUUCACUGCGCUGCCACCAUCCGCUUCAACGAGCCUCUGAAAGAUGCCAUGCAGUUGAAUGUGCUGGCCACGCAGAAGAUGGUUAACUUGGCUCACAGAAUGAAGCUUUUGGAGGUGUUUAUCCACGUUUCCACAGCCUACGCCCACUGUGACCGUGAGCUCAUUGAAGAGGUGGUCUAUCCACCACCUGUCGAUUACAGGAAGCUCAUAGACACACUUGAGUGGAUGGACGACAAACUGGUCUCCUUAAUGACACCAAAGCUGUUAGGUGAGCGGCCUAACACAUACACGUACACUAAAGCUUUGGCAGAACAGCUCGUCCAGCAGGAGUGUGGAAACCUCAACGUCGCCAUCGUCAGGCCCUCAAUUGUAGGAGCCAGCUGGAAGGAGCCGUUCCCCGGCUGGAUUGAUAAUUUCAAUGGGCCGAGUGGGAUAUUCAUCGCUGCAGGAAAGGGGAUUCUGCGAACAAUGAGGGCUUCAAAUAACGCUGUCGCUGACCUGGUGCCAGUCGAUGUGGUCAUCAACACCACUUUGGCCGCUGCCUGGUAUUCCGGUUCCCAGAGACAUGCCAGGCCGAGAAGCAUGCUGGUGUACAACUGCACCACUGGAGGGAUCAAUCCAUUUCACUGGGGUGAAGUUGAGUACUGCAUAAACAUGACGUUCAAGACCAACCCCUUAGAACAGGCUUUCAGACGCCCCAAUGUUAACCUGCGAUCCAACCCUUUUACCAAUCAGUACUGGACCACAGUGAGUCACACCCUUCCUGCCCUGCUGUAUGACGGGUUUCUCAUGUUGACGGGUCAGAAGCCCCGGAUGAUGAAGACAAUCACUCGGUUGCACAAGGCCAUGAUGGUGCUAGAGUACUUCACGAGCCACUCGUGGGUGUGGAACACAGACAACGUCACCAUGCUCAUGAACCAGAUGGGAUCUGAAGACAAGAAGGUAUUUAACAUUGACGUCAGGCAGCUGCACUGGGCAGAAUACAUGGAGAAUUACUGCAUGGGCACUAAGAAGUAUGUUCUCAAUGAAGAGUUGUCAGGACUUCCAGCGGCGCGCAAACAUUUAAACAAGCUGCGGAACAUCCGCUACACUUUUAACACCAUCUUGGUAGUCUUAAUCUGGCGCAUUUUCAUCGCCCGUUCGCAGAUGGCCAGAAACAUCUGGUACUUCGUCGUCAGCUUGUGCUUCAAGUUCCUCUCCUAUUUCAGAGCCUCCAGCACCAUGAGAUACUGAGUCCGCCUCAGUGUCCUUUCCCACCCCUCUCUCCCGACUGCUAUGCACACACUUCUGCUUUGCGAUACUCCAGACUCCGAGGGUCAAGAGUACAGGCAUAGUAUCCGCUAUCCUCCCUUCCUGCGCAAAUGCACCCACAACAUCGCCGGGUGCAAGUGCACUCAACUGCUAUGUAGAAAGCAUGAAUUUUCAGGGCUCGAGGUCUGCGAAGCUCUCUUAGCACGAGAGCGGCCGCGUUCGUGCCGAGCGCGUUUGAGCACUUACUGUACCUGUUCCACCUCCUGAACGCAAACAGGUCGUGGGCGACUCUUUAUUAUUACGGUUUACAUACCUGCUCGUACUUGUUAGCGGCAUUGGCCCAUUUCCAGCUGUAAUCAACGAAGCACAAGAAAAAUAAAACGAGAGAUAGCUUUGUCUCAGCUCUGUGCCUACAAUUCAAAAAUUACCUUCAUCACGUGCCCGACGUCUCUGUUCGAUUCAUGUCUUUUGCCUUACAA
Puntigrus tetrazona (Sumatra barb) is the source of this 2249-nucleotide messenger RNA. It is a transcript of the gene far1, whose product is annotated as fatty acyl CoA reductase 1. Gene Ontology annotation, cellular component: peroxisome. NCBI's taxonomy places the organism in Eukaryota, Metazoa, Chordata, Actinopteri, Cypriniformes, Cyprinidae. The record is from RefSeq and is a predicted model, not a curated record. Gene Ontology annotation, molecular function: alcohol-forming very long-chain fatty acyl-CoA reductase (NADP+) activity. The transcript has 12 exons. Gene Ontology annotation, biological process: long-chain fatty-acyl-CoA metabolic process. Bases 196 to 1752 code for a protein of 518 amino acids.